AUGGAGGGAACUCUGGACGAGUACUUCGAAAGUCCUAGGUUUGAUUUAAAGGAUAGUGUGCAACUUUGUCAAGAUGUCUUACAGGGACUGAACUUUUUGCAUUUACAUAACAUUCUUCACCGGGAUCUCAAACCAAGUAAUAUUUUAUAUAAAUGGUAUCCCAAGCUUUGUUUGAAGAUUGCUGACUUUGGUCUAAGCUGCCUUAUCGAAUAUAACUCUACUACAGUGUUUGGUACCACUGCUGGAAGAAGAUAUUGGAUUGCUCCAGAAGUGUUGGUAAAAGAUCGACACUCUAAAGCAUCGGACAUGUAUUCCUGUGGUCUUCUUCUUCAUUACAUUUUGUCAGCAAACAAGCACCUGUUUUCUUUAAAGGAUGGCGCUAAUAAAGAUGAAUUGCAGUUUGGUGACGAAACUGAAACAAACCUACUUCAUGGCUAUUUCAAAGGAAGGGACUACUCUCUUAGUCCUGAAGGUGCUAACCUCGUGGUGCAACUACUUAAAUACGAAGCAAGGAAUCGACCAACUGCUGCAGAAUCAUUGGCUCACUCCUUAUUUUGUACAUUAACGAAAAAAUAA
This is a messenger RNA of Actinia tenebrosa (Australian red waratah sea anemone), 576 nucleotides long. Its product is annotated as calcium/calmodulin-dependent protein kinase cmkA-like. Lineage: Eukaryota; Metazoa; Cnidaria; Anthozoa; Actiniaria; Actiniidae. The record is from RefSeq and is a predicted model, not a curated record.